AGUAGACCAAAGCUAGCGGAUUUGGCUUCAGAGAAGUUCAUGUGAAACAGUCGAAAAUGCCUUCAGUAAAAACUUUUGACUUGAGUUACGAUGUUAUUAAUGAAUAUGAUACAUUUUCCGAAGGCGACUGUAUAUCUGGAAUAAUCACUUUGGAGUUAAUAAAGGAAACCAAAGUGGAAAGCCUUUUCAUCAAAGCCAAAGGGGACGCAAAUGUCCGUUGGACGACACGUACGAAAGACCACACUAGGACUUACUCUGCUCACAAUCGAUAUUUCAAACUUAAGACGUUUAUGAUUAAAGAAUCUCCUAAAGACAAUAUACUCCCCCCUGGGAUCCAUAGAUAUCCAUUUGGUUUCAAAAUUCCUGAGGGAAGCAUGCCGUCAUCCUUCAAGGGUCCACAUGGCAAGAUAGUGUACAAACUGGAAGCCAAGCUGGUUAGGGGUUGGCUAAAGACACGCGACUUGGUGAAGGAAAUCACCUUUGUCUCCAAGGCUGACUUGAACCAUGUCCUACUAACGUCUCCUCAGCAUGGUGUGAAGAACAAGUCAGUUGGUAUAUUCACCUCAGGGCAUGUCACCAUGGAUGUCCACGUUGAAAGGAUGGGUUAUAUGCCAGGUGAGACUGUGAAUAUCUGUGCAAACAUCAAGAACAACUCCUCCCGUGACCUUAAGCCCAAAUUCAGUCUGAAGCAGAAAAUGGCUUUCUUUGCUUCUGGCAACACAAAGAUAGCAGAGCAGACAGUCUGCAAAGUAGUCAGAGAACCUAUCCCGUCCAACACCCAACAAAGUGUUGCUGGGUCAUUGAAGAUACCUGCUGACCAGGACUUGUCCAUCCUGAACUGUAACAUCAUAACAGUAGAGUACAUACUAAAGGUAUACUUGGAUGUUCCUCUUGCCACAGACCCUGAAGUCAAGUUUCCAUUGGCUAUUAUCCCUUCCUGCUUUCGGUCUGGCCUAUCACCAGAGAGACGUGUCAGGUUUGAAGAAUUCGGGAAAGGUGGUCCAAGCAACAGUGACUUCCCUUGUGAUACAGCCUUUGGACCAUAUCCUCCUGUCUCGGGUCCAGGGGGAGGCCUAUAUCCGCCUGCCCUGCCGGUGUACCCUGAACCUGCAGCCGUGGGAGGAAGUUAUCCCCCUGACCCACAGCCAACAUACCCAUACCCAACUCACUUGAUGAUGCAUCUACCUCCAACUGCUCCACCAUUUCACACACCACCGACUGCCCCGACGAUGCUUUCACACCCCUCUCCUCAAGAACUAGACCAACCCCCAUCGUAUUGUUCCCUCUUUCCUCCAUCAGCACCUGAUACACCAUAAACACUCAUCUUUGACAGAAGUUUCACAGCUGAUUCACUCCCAGUGUCAUGUUUGCACAUGUAACAGUUUAGCUUCCGUCCCUCACCUGACACCCACGAAGCAUCGUUACCCAUCGCGCCACAAAAGCCUUGCAGAGCAAGGGGUACAACUCCUUUAGGUCUCAGAGCGAGUGACGUCACUCAGUUUUUUACUGUAAUAUACACCUGCUUUUGAGUUCUGUCUUCCAGGAUUUGUGUCUGAUACAACAUUUUAAAAACUAUGUAAUGUAAUGCUCAGAUCACUCAUAUGGUGCCUUCUUGACUGCCUUUAUGAAAGAAAAAAUUUGACUCCAGGUUUGCCACCACAGCAAAAUAAAAUAAAAGGAGAGCAGCACACUCAGAGGUGCUCAAGUGCAAUCAUUUUAUAACCAAUGUUUCCACAGACAAGCUGUCUUCCUCAGGGUAUAAUGACACACAGGUGUGUGUUAUUAAGGCCGGGUGUGGCUUGAUGUCAUUGGUUGAUUUACAGAUCUAAAUAGAACAUGUAAAAAGCAUGAAUGGAUACCAUACGAUCAUAGAUACAAUGUGGCUACAUAGGCCUACAAACAUUUACAAUGAAACGCAAAAUCUCAAUAAUUACAAGAAUGGCUUCAGAUCAAAGUCUACUUUGAGACCGAGGGGAGCAAGGGUUUUAAAUAAGAAAUCCAAGCACCCUCUCGUUUUAACAAUAAAUUGUCAAGGUCACUCACUCUCCUAGGGAUAUAGGGAAGUGACGAAAUAGACUGGUUCGCUUCCAAAUGCGAACCACUCUAUUUCGUCCCUUCUCUAUAUUGGCAUUGAACACGUCACCCUCCCUAUGAGAUGGGGUGAACUUGACAAUUUAUUGGGGGGGGACCUUGACAACGUUGGAUAUUAAAUUAUUGCAUCUGAGCUCCUAGAGAGUGCAGCACUCCUUUUCUUUUUCAAGUGUUCUCCUCCGCUAGCCAACACCUCGCCUAAACAGGUGUUCUCCUCCGCUAGCCAACACCUCGCCUAAACAGGUGUUCUCCUCCACUAGCCAACACCUCGCAUAAACAGGUGUUCUCCUCCACUAGCCAACACCUCGCCUAAACAGGUGUUCUCCUCCACUAGCCAACACCUCGCCUAAACAGGUGUUCUCCUCCACUAGCCAACACCCCGCCUAAACAGGUGUUCUCCUCCGCUAGCCAACACCUCGCCUAAACAGGUGUUCUCCUCCGCUAGCCAACACCCCGCCUAAACAUGUGUUCUCCUCCGCUAGCCAACACCUCGCCUAAACAGGUGUUCUCCUCCGCUAGCCAACACCUCGCCUAAACAGGUGUUCUCCUCCGCUAGCCAACACCUCGCAUAAACAGGUGUGCGUUUCUUUCGCCUCCAGAUUACCACCACAGUGCCCUUAGUUUGGCCAUGCAAAAUGUAUGCCUCAUUAAUUACUCAGUAUUGUUGUGAUCUAAGCCCAUGUACCAGGACACCUUGCUAACACAUAUUAUGUACAAAUUAUGUAUUCACUGAGAUAUAAUACAGUAUUGCACUACUACUGCCAUUGUUGUUUAACUAAUUAAAUAUAUCACAGGAGGCAUACCAUUAUUUCAUGUAUUUAUUUAAGGUUCGUGUGAUAUUGCAUUGUUUCUAUUCUAUUGUUCUACAGGCCAGGAGGGCAGACUCCUGUUACCUAUCACAUUCUUUGUUCACAGUUUGUUUAUGUCAGACAUUUUCAGGUCUGUUUCAUGUUUGCCUUCCAAUCAUCAUUAUUAGAUCAAUAUUCGUUUGCUGUUAGUUUUGCAGGCAUAUGACCUACUCCACAGUUACUCAAUUAAAAUAAAUGGAGAUGAUAAAUUGUAA
This is a messenger RNA of Oncorhynchus gorbuscha (pink salmon), 3154 nucleotides long. RefSeq names its product arrestin domain-containing protein 3-like. The coding region runs from base 57 to 1316 and encodes 419 amino acids. Lineage: Eukaryota; Metazoa; Chordata; Actinopteri; Salmoniformes; Salmonidae. The record is from RefSeq and is a predicted model, not a curated record. The transcript is spliced from 7 exons. Gene Ontology annotation, biological process: protein transport. Gene Ontology annotation, cellular component: cytoplasm; plasma membrane.